Messenger RNA from Spinacia oleracea (spinach), 1419 nucleotides. Its product is annotated as zinc finger protein 8. The transcript has a single exon. Gene Ontology annotation, molecular function: DNA-binding transcription factor activity. NCBI's taxonomy places the organism in Eukaryota, Viridiplantae, Streptophyta, Magnoliopsida, Caryophyllales, Amaranthaceae. The coding region runs from base 239 to 1255 and encodes 338 amino acids. The record is from RefSeq and is a predicted model, not a curated record. Gene Ontology annotation, biological process: response to gibberellin; trichome morphogenesis; trichome differentiation.
UCUUACCCUUAGCUAGCUUACGUAGACCCCACCAUUUAACCCCCUUUCCCUUCCACCACCACGCCAACUCCACAUACAUACUCCUCUCCAAGACUCUCUUUUCUUCACAUUUUCUUCCUCUAGCUAUCUUGUCUUUCAAUCCCCACUUUUCUUCAACUUCUUCUGAUCUUUACCCUUUUUCUCUUCUAAAUUAACUCAACCAAAUUCUAACAAAUUAUUCAUCACAACCCCCUCAAUAAUGGACAACGCGGCCGUAAUAGGAGCAGCAACAACAACAAUAACACCAGCAACAACAACAACAACAACAACAACAACAACAACAACAGUAGCAACAAGCUCCCUAGAUCAAACACAUGAUUUCAUGAACGUAGACUCCUUCUCUCAACUCCCCUUCAUACGCCCCGCUCCUGCCACUAACUCCAAGCUAUCCUCCACCUCCUCCGCCGCCUCCGGUAUCCGCCUCUUCGGUAUCGACUUCUCCUCUUCCUCCACCAUUGCCACUGACAACUCCGACUCCGGCGACAGCAACAACCUCGACAGCAACCAAGACACAAAUAUUAAUAAGGAGAUCAACAACAACAAUAACAGUAACAGUAGUGAAAGUGGGAGGAAGUUCGAAUGCCAUUAUUGUUGUAGGAACUUCCCUACUUCUCAAGCCUUAGGCGGCCACCAAAACGCACACAAGCGUGAACGGCAACACGCUAAGCGGGCCCACCUUCAGUCCGCCAUGAUGACAGCUGACCCCACCCACCAACACCACCACUUCUACAGCCUAGCAAAUACUUACCCUCAUCAUCACCGCACUACUAACUCUUACUACCCUACCUCACUCUCAAAUACCACCACCCCUAGAUACUCCUACCACCACCACAACAACAACAACAACAAUAACCACCACCAGCCACCACAUCAUCCUCCAACUAUAAACGGAAGCCCUCUCGCCGUGUGGCGGAUCCCUACAGCCGUUCAUUCACAUUCAUUACCUCACCAUAAUCAUAAUCAUAAUCAUCACCACCACCAUAAUAGUUAUAGUUCAUCCAGUGGGAUUCAUCGUGACCGUUCAUCGUUGAACCCUUUGCCGUUAAUUGGUGGAUCUCAUUCUCCUGGAUUUAGCAGCAUUAUUGAUACUACUACUUCUUCAAAGAGUAGUAAAAAUAUUAAUAUCAACAUGAAUAAUAUCAGUAUGAUGACUUCUACUCAUCAGAAUCAAGUACGCCGUAGUACUGACCAAGUGAGUUUAGAUCUUCAUUUGUAAUAUUUUUUAAUUUAUUUUUUAAUUUACUUGUAUACUUUUUUUAUUUAUGCCAUUUUGUUAAUUUAGUUAUUAGCUAAGAUAAGAUAGCUCAACUCAUACAAAUUAGGGUUUAAUGAGAAGCAAGUGUGUAGUUGUGCUAAUGACAAUUAUUAAUAUCCUUGCUA